Messenger RNA from Nicotiana attenuata, 366 nucleotides. Its product is annotated as putative EG45-like domain containing protein 1. Lineage: Eukaryota; Viridiplantae; Streptophyta; Magnoliopsida; Solanales; Solanaceae. Gene Ontology annotation, biological process: systemic acquired resistance. Gene Ontology annotation, cellular component: apoplast; cell wall. The record is from RefSeq and is a predicted model, not a curated record. The transcript has 2 exons. The coding region runs from base 1 to 366 and encodes 121 amino acids.
AUGUCGCUCUUGCCCCCACGGCCGAGUCGUACUCGCUACGUUGGCAGGCGUACACUUAUUGGGCGUACCUAUUGGCGUAGAGAUGCUGAGGCUUCGGCAUGUUAUGAAAACACACCCCAAGGUAUUAUCAUAGCAGCAGCAAGUGACCCUCUCUGGAAUAAUGGUGCAAUACGUGGCAAAUUUUUUAAUGUCACAUGCACUGGUCCAACAAAUCCAGUGCCACACCCUUGCACUGGCAAGAGUAUUGUGGUAAAGAUUGUUGAUCAUUGCCCCGGAUGUGGUGGAACUCUAGAUCUCCCUAAAGAAGCUUUUUCAACUAUUGCUAAUCAUGUGGCUGGGGUUAUUAAGUUCGACUACGUCCAGUAA